AUGGACCCAUUCGGUAUCGGGACGGACUCGAGUAAUCCAACGAUCACCAUUGAUUUGUGGCUUAUGGAUCACCCUAAGUUUCUUGACAAUCCACUAUACAUUGCUGGUGAUUCCUACACCGGCAUAGUUGUUCCAAUCAUUGUGCAGGAAAUAUAUAACGGUAACGACAACGGAAACAAGCCAUCAAUGAAUAUAGAGGGAUACUUGGAGGGAAACCCUCUAACAGAUAAAAGCAGUGAUGUUAAUUCAAGAGUCAAGUUUGCCCAUCGAGUGGCCCUUAUUUCAGAUGAACUCUAUGAGUCAACCAAAUCAAAUUGUCACAGAGAGUACACGGAUGUAGAUCCAAAUAAUGCAUUAUGUGUAAAUGAUCUUCAACUGGUACAGGAGUCAACCAAAUCAAAUUGUCACAGCGAGUACACGGAUGUAGAUCCAAAUAAUGCAUUAUGUGUAAAUGAUCUUCAACUGGUACAGGAGGAGGAUAACUAUGUGUACUCCUACACCUGGGCUAAUGAUAGAUCCGUUCAAAAUGCUCUACACGUUCGCGAGGAGGAUAACUAUGUGUACUCCUACACCUGGGCUAAUGAUAGAUCCGUUCAAAAUGCUCUACACGUUCGCGAGGAGUGGCAGAGAUGCAACAAUAGCAUCCAUUAUGUUGUUGGUGCAAAAAGUAGCGCAUCCUACACAUUUAAUGUCCAAAGUACCGUUGAGUAUCACCGGAAUCUCUCUGAAAAACGCUGCCGAGCUCUAAUAUACAGUGGUGAUCAUGACAUGGUUGUUCCACAUGAGGGCACAGAAGAAUGGAUAAGGUCUCUAAAUUUCCCAGUUGAAAGCGGUUGGAAACCAUGGUUUGUUGAAGGGCAAGUAGCAGGGUCGUACAGAUAUACGACGAAGUAUGCACACAAUGACUAUGAGUUGACAUAUGCAACUGUAAAGGGAGCGGGUCACACAGCUCCAGAGUACAAGCCCAGGCAAUGUCUUGCCAUGGUUAGUAGGUGGUUUGCUUCCUACCCUCUCAAAUCAACACUUGUGUUUGAUUGA
Ilex paraguariensis (yerba mate) is the source of this 1038-nucleotide messenger RNA. NCBI's taxonomy places the organism in Eukaryota, Viridiplantae, Streptophyta, Magnoliopsida, Aquifoliales, Aquifoliaceae. The record is from the annotation of a GenBank genome assembly.